This is a messenger RNA of Zingiber officinale, 1436 nucleotides long. Its product is annotated as UPF0613 protein PB24D3.06c-like. The transcript is spliced from 10 exons. The coding region runs from base 16 to 1221 and encodes 401 amino acids. Lineage: Eukaryota; Viridiplantae; Streptophyta; Magnoliopsida; Zingiberales; Zingiberaceae. The record is from RefSeq and is a predicted model, not a curated record.
UGGAACCGAUUAACCAUGGGAACAUGCGUUAGCAAAUGCUAUUCAUCUGAUCCUUUCAUCCAUUUAGAUUCCGAUCAACUUAAUGACGAACUUGUUGUCUCUGAAACCUCUCCUCCUCUGCCACCAACCUCCUCUGUAUCUUCUUCUUCUGCAGCUUCUGUUUCGUCUCCUAACCCUAGCACUCAUGCGGCAUUCUCGUCUUCUUCUUCCUCUUCGUCUUCUCCGUCUUUCGCCUCCUCCUCCUCUUCCUCUUCCUCUUGGUUCCCAGGUAUUUUCCGGUCUCGUUCGGGGAAGUCCGGCUCCGCCGGCGGGGGUUCUCUGCCAGUCAUGGCGUCCGCCGAUGGGAUGCCGGGGAGUCGCAAAAACCAGCUCCGUGGCUAUCUGUUUAAGUAUGGAUCUAAGUCUAUUCAGGUUGCAUUCAAAACUGGUGAAUUCAACCAGCAAGUCAUUUUUAUUGGUGGAUUGACAGAUGGAUUGUUAGCAACUGAGUAUUUGGAACCUUUAUCAAUUGCUUUGGAAAAUGAAAAAUGGUCUCUGGUGCAACCUUUGCUCUCUUCCUCUUAUCUCGGAUAUGGUACUUCUAGCUUAGAUCAAGAUGCAGUAGAGCUGGAUCAGUUAAUUGGCCACUUGAUUAAUAAGGAAAAUUCUGAAGGUGUUGUGCUACUUGGGCAUAGUACUGGUUGCCAGGAUAUAGUGCAUUAUUUAAGGACAAAUUCUGCAUUCUCCAAAGCUGUUCGGGGAGUGAUUUUGCAGGCCCCAGUAAGUGACAGAGAAUAUCGAGCCACUCUACCUGAAACUGCUGAAAUGAUAGAUUUGGCUGCAAAAAUGAUUGGCGAAGGUAGGGCAAUGGAUUUAAUGCCAAGGGAAGCAAAUCCAGAUGCCCCCAUAACUGCGUACAGGUAUCACUCUCUUUGUGCAUACACGGGCGAUGAUGACAUGUUCAGUUCUGAUCUUAGCGAUGAUCAACUGAGAUUGAGACUUGGACACUUGUCAAAUACACCUUGCCAGGUUAUUUUCUCCAUGGCAGACGAAUAUGUGCCUGACUAUGUUGAUAAGAAGGCAUUGGUGGAACGACUUUGUCGAGCAAUGGGCGGUGCUGAAAAGGUGGAAAUAGAAUGGGGAAAUCAUUCUCUGUCGAAUAGGGUUCAAGAGGCAGUCGAAGCCAUCAUGGAUUUUGUUAAGAGGGAGGGACCAAAAGGAUGGGAUGAUCCAUGGAGCUAGCAUUCUCUCCUUUUUUAUUGUUCCACCCCAAUCUCUUGCCGUUCCCCCAAUUUUUUUUUUAUAAUUCACUCUUUUGUUUUAAUUACAAUUUAUGAUUAUCAAAAUCGCUCAGGAACUUGUCUCAAUUAUUGUGAAUAUAUUUUUAUUACUGCUUGUAUUUGGUUGUCAAUGCCCCUUGCUUUUAAUGAUAAGCACAUUUUAGAGUGUUGAUUGUU